This is a messenger RNA of Selaginella moellendorffii, 3078 nucleotides long. RefSeq names its product two-component response regulator-like APRR7. The transcript is spliced from 8 exons. The record is from RefSeq and is a predicted model, not a curated record. Gene Ontology annotation, biological process: cytokinin-activated signaling pathway; phosphorelay signal transduction system. Gene Ontology annotation, molecular function: protein binding. The coding region runs from base 342 to 2903 and encodes 853 amino acids. NCBI's taxonomy places the organism in Eukaryota, Viridiplantae, Streptophyta, Lycopodiopsida, Selaginellales, Selaginellaceae.
UAAUCUUUCUUUCUUUUGUUCGCGUCUAUCCUUCCUUGCCGCUGUGGAUUCGCUUCGCAAGCUUCGCCAGUGCUGCGCCGCAGGAAUUCCUGGGCGUUGGAGCGCGGAUCGCUGGGAAUUGUGGGUAAGGGCGCAAAUCUUCCCGGUGGGUCAGACAUGGAGGAUCAAGCUGGAGCUCACGGGGUUUCCUAAUGUCCCGCGAGGUGAAGCCCCGAGCUCCUGGAGUGCCGCCGUCCCGGCUAAGCGUAGGACAGGGGACAGAUGGUUGAUCCAGCCACAAGAUCAAGGGAGUGGUGUCUAGGAUCUUAGCUCUCGAGGAUAGGAAUCGCGGGUCUCCUUUGAUGAAUAAGGUGGAAGGCGUGCUUGUUAACGGUACUACUACUACUACUACCGCCACCAUAGCUAGUAGCGUGUCGUGUGCUCUUAGGGGAGAGGCCAGCGGCGAGAAUGGCAAAGGAGCACAGGGUAGCAACGAGAAUGGAGCUCCUCCCACGAACAAUAGCUCCGACGACAACGAUAGCGGGAACGAUCUAAAGAAUGCGGAGCCAAAUUCGAAGAUCCAUGCGAGGAACCAAAAGGAGGAGCAAGAGCUCCAGCCAGAGGGGGAGGAGAAGCAUCGCCAUCGCCAGCAGCAGCAAGCUGAGAAUGCUUUCCAGCAUCACCACCUUAAAGUUCUUCUCGUGGAGGACGACGACUCCACCCGGCACGUCGUGGCGGCGCUCCUCCGGAACUGUGGCUACGAAGUCACGCCUGCCGCUAGUGGCUUGCAAGCCUGGGAGAUCCUCGAGACGAGAUCCAGCAGCGUCGACUUGGUGCUCACGGACUUGAUGAUGCCGCGGCUGUCCGGGAUCGAGCUCCUCGGCAAGAUCAUGAGCCGUGACUCACCCAAGAGGAUACCAGUUGUUAUGAUGUCUUGCCUGGACUCGAUGGACGUUGUGCUCAAGUGCUUGUCCAAAGGCGCGGUCGACUUCCUCGUGAAGCCGGUUCGCAAGAACGAGCUCAAGAACCUGUGGCAGCACUUUUGGAGGAUGUGCCUGAGCUCGAGUGGCAGUGGCAGUGGAAGUGAAACUGGAAAGGCUGCCGGGGGGAACAACAACAGUCAGAGCUACGGUGGAAGUGAGCAUGGAAGUGGCUUGAACGUCGGAGGUGGGAGUGACAAUGGUAGCGGUACCCAGAGCUCGUGGACGAAGAAGCCAGUGGAAGUUCAAAGCCAUGCCGCCGAGGAGCUGGUUCUCCAGCGUGACAAACGUGAGGAGAUCGACAUCGAUCGUGAUUGCGGAGAGGUGGCUAUGGCGGAAAAAAGCAGGACUGCUUCUCAGCUGCUCGGCGAUCAUCUUCUCGGAGCAAAGUCCACCAUUUCGAGUUCCAUCACCAUUUUCGAGAGGGCUCCAUCGCUCGCGGCGGGAGGGAAGAGUGGAGGAGGAGGGGAGCCUUCGUGCAAGGAUUUACUGGCGAGCAUACAGAAGCAAGCGGCGUUUGAGCAGCCGGGUGAGAAACUAGACUCCAAGGAUAACUCGGUGCCUUCCAACGAUUCAGCGCUCGAGUUGUCGCUGAAAAGGACGCGCGUUAAGGGGCCAGACGACGGCGAUGGCGAGCAAAAGCGGCUCUUGCAUCAUUCCGGUGGAUCUGCCUUUUCAAGGUAUAGCAACAAUCCUUUGCUCCAGCACAACUCGACUUUGAGCUCUUCCAUCGCCGCCAACCUCUGGUUUGGAAACGAGAAAUCCACACCAGCGGCAGCAGCAGACCAGAAUCACCACCAUGCAAACGCCGCGGCCGCGGCCGCUGAAGUCCUCAAGCCUCCAAAAGCCGAGGCAGCGGCGGUGGCGGCCGCUGCCGCCGCUGCCGCAGCCGCCGCCUCCCAGUUCAAGCUCGCAGCCUCGGACUUCGUGGCAUUUAACGACAUCGCGGCAGCUUACGCUCAGUCUCUCCAUCACUUUUUCUACCACGGCUCUUCUCCACCGGCGUGGCCGCCUCCGAUGCUAGCAGCUCCUCACCAGCAGCAGCAGCAGCAACAACAACAACAGCAGCUCCAGCAUCAUAUCCAACUCCAGCAGCAGCAGCAGCACCACCACCAAGAACAGCAGCAAGAUCAAAGCCAAAAACAGCAGCAGCAGCAGCAACAACAACAACAACACCACCAUCACCACCACCACCACCACCAUCACCACCAGCAUGCACAGCAGCCGCAGGAGGAGGACGAGCUAACCGUGAACAACAACACCAACACCAGCAACAACAACACUACCAACAAUGCUAACUUGAUGAGAGUUGGAAGCACUCAGCAGUGUGGAUCGUCCAACGUGAGCGUCAAAGCUCCCAAGGCCGGUGUUGGCGGUGGGGCUACUAACAACAGUGGUGGCAACGAGGAGGCGAGCAAUGGUGGCAGUAGCAAUGGCUGCGGCGUGAAUGGCACCAAUGGUAGCGUGAAUGGUAGCGUCUCGGGUAGCAACAAUCUUAGUGCCAACAACAAUAACAUCCACAAAGGCCAGGGGAGCUGCAGUCUAGCGGCUGGUAAUGGUGACAGUGGUGGUACCAACAAUGGGAGCAGUAGGGGUGGGAACGCUACCGCUGCUACGGGCGUGACCAAUGGUAGCAACACUAGUAACACCAUCAAUGAAGCGGGUGGAGCAACACAAGUUCCAGACAGUGCUCGGCUCACGCGGCGAGAGGUUGCUCUCUACAAGUUCCGGCAGAAGAGGAAAGAGCGGUGUUUCGAGAAGAAGGUCCGAUACCAAAGUAGAAAGAGGCUGGCCGAGCAGCGUCCGCGAGUGAGAGGCCAGUUCGUGAAACAAGCUGCUGCUGCUAACGCGGAAACUCAAAUGUGUGACGACGAUGGAGAGCUGGACGGAAUUAACCACGCAGCCGAAGAUCACACUGCUAUAGAUCAAGACCAAGAUCAAUGACAAUAACGAAUCAUUUAACUAGCAAGCACCAAGACGAGGAGGAGCUCUCUCGCAAAGAGCUCCUUGGGCGAGACUGGAAGAAUUCCGGUGGAAGGUCCGAAGGCUUGGCUAUGGUGGACGAUUGCGAGCUAACUGUAUGUAUACUUGGUUUUAAUUGGAGUGAGAAAUUAGGGUU